Messenger RNA from Lactuca virosa, 744 nucleotides. NCBI's taxonomy places the organism in Eukaryota, Viridiplantae, Streptophyta, Magnoliopsida, Asterales, Asteraceae. The record is from the annotation of a GenBank genome assembly.
AUGAUGUCCCAAUCGUUUUCGCGGACAUCAAAAUUGAAUUUGCACCAAGUGAAAAAACGCCGCCGUAGCAAAACCCUAGACGGAUUAAACAGGAGAUAUGACUACCGUACCAGGGCAGCUGAUAUGGGAGAUCAGCCUAACAACCUCUACAACCUCAACUCCUACAAGCACUCUGGACUAGCUAACAAGAAGACUGUUACCAUUCAGCCAGCUGGAAAGGAUCAAUCUGUUCUUCUAGCAACUAGCAAAACCAAGAAACAAGCCAAGCCUGCAGCUCUACUUCACAAAUCCAUCAUGAAGAAAGAGUUCAACCGCAUGGCUAAGUCAGUUGUAAACCAGGUUGCUGCUAACUACUACAGGCCAGAUUUGAAGCAGGCUGCUCUUGCUAGACUGAGUGCUGUGAGCAGGAGCCUUAAGGUUUCAAAGUCUGGUGUCAAGAAGAAGAACAGACAGGCAUCAAGGAUUUAUGGUAGGAAAUGAAACAAUGUAUUAGCACUUUUGUGAGCUGAGUUUUUUUUUUUCAUAAAAUUUUCUGUUUAGACUUCUAAAUUUAUCUUCAUUGCCUUUCAAUGUUGGUUGGUUUUGUUAUUUUGAGAGUACUAGAUUUUGAUUUGGUGUCUUGACUUUGACGUUUACCUUUUUAUUUACUCUCCCCUCCCGUGCUUACUAUAGGUUAUGGACUUAUGGUUUGUUCAAUAUUUUGGUAUUUUCAUUCUUAUUUGUCAAAAAGUGAUUAAAAGACGU